AUUGUUGAAAGCCCACCCCUACAUCACACACACAUCAUACUCCACUUGGUCCACAACACAACAAGGAGAGUAUUUACCAGCCUGCCUUCAGAGAGACCACCCGGACACACUCCACUCUCCGGACGCUUGUGAUGCCUUGGAUUGUAUUUGGACCUGGAACUCGGACGCAGACCUAGUCUAGAUUGAUUUGGAUGCUUUGGAGUUAGUGGAAAGUGAAAAGUAUACUGGAGUCCGUUUCUAUAAUCCAACAACGUUGCUCUUUUGGAAUCUAAAGAGAGGGCUUGGACCUGACACUUCAUCCACCACUAGAGAGCCGACAUACACUGAACAGUGAAGGACUUGUCUUUGGGAUACUUCUCCAAUAGAAUUUCCCAGUGUGAAUGCUGAAACGUGCGAGUGAAUUCCGAAGCGGAGGAGGCGGAGGAGCAGGGGUAGUAGAUAUGUGGAUCCCGACCCCCAGCCUGUCUCUCCCCCAGCGGGUCCUGCUGUACGGCUCCUGUGCUCUGGCGCUGGGGAACUCCGUGGGCCUCCUGGUGCUCCUGGUCCAGCAGAACCAGCUGUGGACCAGGGUGGACCGGGUGGAGAGCCGGGUGACGGAGGUGGAGCAGAGCUCCGUGGUGGAACUCCUCCAGGAGGUUCCCAGAGGAGGUGUGGAGGAGCAGGUCCAGUACCAGUACUCCAGGAACAAGCGGAGCCAGGAAAUCGAAAGGGAGCUGAGGCAGGAGUUGAGGCAGGAAAUGAGGCAGGAGGUGAGCCAGGAGAUCGAAAGGGAACUGAGGCAGGAGUUGAGGCAGGAGUUGAGGCAGGACGUGAGGCAGGACGUGAGACAGGACGUGAGGCAGGACGUGAGGCAGGAGGUGAGGGACCUGAAGCAGGAGGAGGAGAGCCAGGGGCUGCUGCAGGAGGCCAGCCCCGAGGUGGAAGGGAGCCAGGAGGUGGAGGUGGAGAUGGGGAAGAGGAUGAGGCACGAGCUGAAGCACAAACACAGGCCCUCUCACGGCCACAAGAUGGAGAUACGAGACGAGAUGAUGAUGAUGAUGACCUACUCCAUGGUCCCGAUCAAAGUGUUGAUUGAUAUAUGUAACAGCACCAAGGGAAUAUGCAUUGCAGGCCCUCCAGGACCGCCUGGUUUGCCAGGACGAGAUGCGUCUCCAGGGGACAAUGGCACUGAUGGGAUCCCAGGUCUGGAUGGACUGCCUGGGGCAGACGGCAAGCGAGGGAAGAGAGGCCCACCGGGUGAGGAAGGACAGCCAGGAGAGAAGGGAGAGAAGGGAGAGAAGGGAGAGAGAGGAGAGCAAGGCCCUCCUGGAGAAAAGGCACACCCAUCUAACGAUGUCAUAUUACAGGGCCCCCCAGGUCCAGCUGGUCCUCCAGGAUCUCCUGGUCCUAUUGGUCCCCCGGGGCCCCCCGGCCCCCCAGGCCCCCAUGGGCCCCCCCGGAACAGGAGCCACAGACCCUACAUUCAUGCUGCCCAGACAGAGGGUCCACUCCAUGCUGUCCCAAAUGACUGGGCCUUGUCUGGGAAGGAGGUUGGGAAACAACAGGAGAAAACCAAGAAGAAAGAAUGCUUGAUCAAGUCACUGAUCAACCCCAGGAACAUAUCUCAGAUGAACAACACCUUCGGAACCUGGAUGAAGGACAUGGCAGUGCUGAGUGACGAACGUAUCUGGGUGGCAAAUCACUUCUCCGGGAGCGUAAUAAGGAAAUACAACAGCAUCACAUCCUUCCAGAACAGAAGCAGUGACGUCAUCAACGUCUGGAAGUUCUUCCAGGGUUGUGGUCACAUGGUUCACAACGGCUCCUUCUACUACCAUGUAGCUGGUACCUCCAACAUUGCCAAAUUUAACCUGAAAACCAAGAAACUAGCCACCUUGGCUAUCGACAACGCUCUGUACCACAACCUCUCCUAUCUGCUCACCAAUUCAAAGACCUACUUCAAGCUGGCAGUGGACGAGAAUGGUUUGUGGCUGAUCUUCUCUUCCAGCUUGGACGAGAGCAUCAUGGUGGCUCAACUGGACCAGAAGACCUUCUCAGUGACCACCUACAUCAACACCACCUACCCCCACAACAAAGCUGGCAACGCCUUCAUCGCCUGCGGAGUCCUCUACGUCACCGACACCAAGGACACACGGGUGACCUUCGCCUUCGACCUGCUGAAGGCGAAGCCUGUCAACAUGACCUUUGACCUGCGUCCCCCGGGUGGGGUUCUUGCCAUGCUGACCUACAGCCCCAAGGACAGACACCUGUACGUGUGGGACAGCGGCUACGUCAGACUCUACGUGGUCCACUUCAUCUCAGACGACUGAGCGGAGAGCUCGUACUGGCUGAGGUGACGUGGUCAGCUCUCACAGGUCUGUGUUGUUGUGUCAUGUCUCCUGUCUCGCUCCCUGACCCGCACCAGACGUCACAAGAACACAGAUCUGUGAAAGCCUGCUGAUUCUUGCGACUCCUGAGGGAAAACCCACGUAAAUAUCCACCUUGUAUCUGUGAACGCUGGUCAUGUAACUUCAUAUUAGAUUUUAGUAGUAAUGCGAAGACACACUAAUUACUUCCGGUGCAGAUUCCCAUUAUGUUAGGGGUUGAUAUAUCAAUAAGGGCUGGUCCAUGAGAUCAAUAUAGUCAGAUGAAGAAGUUGUUAUUGUUAGUGUAUAAAUAGUGUGUGUAAUGAACUUUGUCCAAACAGUAUAUUAGUGAUGUAUUUAUGUGACCCUUUUUCUACUGUUCUUGGGAUUGUAAGCUUUGAAUAACAAGUUGUUGUAUUUUUCA
This is a messenger RNA of Osmerus eperlanus (European smelt), 2766 nucleotides long. RefSeq names its product gliomedin (gene gldn). The coding region runs from base 381 to 2306 and encodes 641 amino acids. The transcript is spliced from 10 exons. Gene Ontology annotation, cellular component: cell surface. NCBI's taxonomy places the organism in Eukaryota, Metazoa, Chordata, Actinopteri, Osmeriformes, Osmeridae. Gene Ontology annotation, biological process: signal transduction. The record is from RefSeq and is a predicted model, not a curated record.